This is a messenger RNA of Hevea brasiliensis (rubber tree), 2899 nucleotides long. RefSeq names its product nucleolin 1. The coding region runs from base 45 to 2684 and encodes 879 amino acids. The record is from RefSeq and is a predicted model, not a curated record. Gene Ontology annotation, molecular function: mRNA binding. NCBI's taxonomy places the organism in Eukaryota, Viridiplantae, Streptophyta, Magnoliopsida, Malpighiales, Euphorbiaceae. The transcript is spliced from 10 exons. Gene Ontology annotation, cellular component: nucleus.
AGACUCUCGAGAGUCUUCUUCGCCACCGCUACUGCACCAAAAGGAUGAACCGCUCGAAAGUAAAAAUAAAUAAAGAUAAAAAAACGUACACAGAAAUGGCUCCGAAGAAGCAACCAGGUCCCCGGCCGAAACGUGCCGUUAGGAGCACCGCCAAGCGCGCCGUUCCCGACCUUACGCCUAUUCCUUCCUCUGAUUCCUUAACUGCUGUUAAAUCUCCACACAAUGGCGAAACAAAAACUACCGCAAAAUCAGCUUCUGAAAGUGCACUUUUACCGGCUUCUUCCCCCGCGAUUGAAAAUGGAACCACGUCGGCGACAUCUUCGGUUACAGUUCCUGCAGAACCUUUGAAGGAAAGAGCCGUAGACGAGAAGAGGCAAAAUUCUUCAAUGGAAACGCAAAAUGAAAAAAUUAGCGCGGGAAACGAAACCCUAGCUCAGGAGAAUGACGCGAGAAUCGAGGAGAAAGACUUGAUUGGUGGGAGUGGGAAUGCUAAUGGAGAUUCUGGGAACGAUAAUCUGGUGGCGAUGGAGCCGAAGAAGAAGACAAAGAAGGUGGUGGUAAAGGUUGUGAAGAAGUUAGUGAAAAAGAGAGUGCCCAAAUAUAUGCAUAAGGCCGUGACUGCGUGUUCGAAUAAAGAAUUGACGACAGAGGAGGUUUUGGAUGAUGGUGGUGACAAAAUUAGCAGCGUUGAUUGCGUUUCUCUGACAAUGCAAGAAAUUGGAAUGGUUAAAUUGAGUGCAGAACCAGAGGAUAAAGGAUUGGAGAAGCAACCCAAACUUUUGGAUGGUGACGGUAAUGAUUCCAUGCCAAAGCUGGAAGUUGGAGGGGUUGAUUCUUCAAUUUCUGUCCCAGUUAGGGCUGACAAGUCUGAUGCCUGUGUGACAUUGUCAAUGGAAGAAGCUAAAAACCCUGAUCAGCCUUUUGGUGUUUCUAUGGAAGCUGAAACCUUUAAAACAAUGGGUGGAGGAGGAAAAGAAGUUUCUGUGAAUGAAAUUCCAGUGGAUGGCGAAAAGAGUGAGGGUGUAGUUGAGAAAUCAGAUGCUGCUACUAAAAUGCCCGCGGAAGUGAUGAAUGUGAAUUUAGUUAGGGAUAGAAAUAAUGAGUGUGUGGUUCAAGUUGUGGAGUCGAACAGUGGAAUUGAGGAGGGAGGGAAGGAGGAUAGUGAGAUGGGUAAUGGAAGGAUAGUUUUGAGCGGGGAGCUGGAGGCACUGGAGAGGAGGAGGAGGAGGAAAACAGAGAUUUUCAUUGGUGGGUUGAACACUGAUGCAAAGGAGGAGGAUGUCAGGAAGGUUUUUGAGGAAGUUGGUGACAUUGUGGAAGUUAGGUUGGUGAUUAAUAGCAAGACAGGGAAGAAUAAGGGCUUUGCAUUUGUGAGGUAUGCUUCAGCCGCGGAUGCAAAGAAGGCAUUGGAGAAAUACCCAAAAGCCGAGAUUUGUGGAAAGCGGUGUACUACAGCUCCUGUUGAGGGCAAUGACACAAUUUUUCUUGGUAACCUUGACAAGAGGUGGACAAAUGAAGAUGUCGUUAAACUGUUGCAUGAGAUGGGAAUUGAGAAAAUAGAUAAAGUCACUGUGAUGCCUGAUCCUUCAAAUGUGGGACGUAAUCGUGGGUUUGCAUUUUUAGAACUUGAAACUAACAAAGAUGCUCAAUUUGCUUUCAAGAAACUUCAGAAGAAUGACCAGGGAAAGCUUCGAAAUAUAAAAGUUGCUUGGGCUGAACCCUUAAGUGAGCCAGUUGAAGAAGAGUUGCUGAAGGUUAAGUCAGUAUAUGCAGAGUAUUUACCUUCCUCGUGGGAUGAAGAAAAAGUGAGAAGUUACUUUACAAAGUUUGGAGAAAUUGAAAAUGUUGUUCUUUCCCGAAAUCUACCUUCUUCAAGGAGAAAAGACUUUGCCUUUGUUAAUUUUAAAACCCGUGAAGCUGCUCUUACAUGCAUAGAAUUGUUCAACCAUGAGAGAUUGAGUGACAAGGGAUCUCAGGUAAAUGUAAAGUUAUCCCUUGCAAAACCUAUGCAAAAGGGUAAAGCCCAUAAGAAAGUCUCCAAGCCUACAGGUAAAGAAGUUUCAAAACAAAAACAGUCAAGUCAAGGUCCUGCAAAGCAAGUUGAACUGAGAAACAGCAAAACUCCUGCCAUACGUAUUGAUGAUCAAAUAUUGGGUGAUAUAAGAUCCUCUAGAACAGCUGAGCUUGAGCGACGCUUAGCAGAGCGGGCUCUACAGAAGCAAAUGCAAGCAAGAUUGAGUUCAGGCAUGGCGAAUUGGGAUUAUUCUCAAGCAUUACCUGGACAGAAGCGCUCUUUCUUUAUGUUGGGAGAUGAUCUGAAUUAUUCAGAUCCUAGAGGGUACACUCGUAUUCGAACGGAAAGUUCUUAUCCGGUUGGAAGCCUUAGCCAUGGUGAUGUUCCCCCAGGUGUUGGAAUGGAUUCUCUUUCUUAUUAUCAGCGGCAAGGUGCUGGCCAUGCAUUAGGCAAACCCUUAUGUGAUUGUGGCUUUUUGAUAAUAUAUAAUGAUGUUUAUUUUACUUCAUUUUGGUGGUUUUCUUUUUGUCAGGUCACAGAUAUCCAGAUUAUGCAAAUAGUUUUCAGAGAGAAGAACCUCCUUAUCAUGGCACUGGUAGAGACGACUACAAAUGUUAGAAGAUGUUUUGCCCUGUCACUUGAACUCCUAUUUUCAUCUUCCGUAUUGUAAUUUUCCUGAAAUUCAUUGCGUAGUUUCAUUGGUUAGCUAUUAGUGCGUUGGUUUCCUGUACAACAUUUAUUGAUAGGAGGAUUGUUAAGGACCUAUUUGCAUUAGUAGCUAUGUUUAGCUGUUGGAUGUUAAUAGCUAGAGAUUGCAGCUUUUAGUUCUUCCAUUAAAUUUUUGAAACACUAUUGCUAGAUUAUUGACAAGCUACUCAAACAUCA